Messenger RNA from Volvox carteri f. nagariensis, 749 nucleotides. RefSeq lists its product as uncharacterized. NCBI's taxonomy places the organism in Eukaryota, Viridiplantae, Chlorophyta, Chlorophyceae, Chlamydomonadales, Volvocaceae. The coding region runs from base 1 to 456 and encodes 151 amino acids. The transcript is spliced from 5 exons. The record is from RefSeq and is a predicted model, not a curated record.
AUGCCGCUCGUUCAGAUACUGCUACUGCUAAUGCUACUCCUGGUACUGUUGCUGCUACAACUGGUUAUUUUUGUUGAGGGGAAGGGCACGGGGGUCUCCGAUGAGAACCGUGCGGACCCGGAGACUCUGAGGGGCUGCUCGCUGGCCCGGAUGAAGCGGCCGCUCCCGGGGUGCCGACUUUUCCGAAGUGAAGGGACUUUUUCAAGUUCAGCCACCGCCACCGCCACCGCCACCGCCACCGCCACCGCCACCGCCACCGCACCAGCAUCGUCCAGUGGAAUUUGUCCCCAGAUCAACGGCGGCUGCGUCAACUCCAACCCGCCCUCCUGCUCGGUAGGCUCGCAGUGCCGCAUUGCAGCUCUUCUUCACGGCGCAAAGGCACAGGCAGCUGCGGCACAAUGCGGCGGCAGCGCCACCACCCGCAGCGAGCCCUCGUGCGACAAUGCGAAUGUGUGAGAUGACAGGAUAUCGCGCAGUCCCCGUGUACGGCCGUCGUAAUUGUACGGCAUAAAACACCUCCGAACACGGUUUCUUCUAUCAUCUCUUGGUUGUGCCGGUCUUCACAGACAGACAUUCAUAAACAACCAAAAAGGACAGAAAAAGCCGCGGCCGGACACGGAGGAGCCCCGGCUGGCUGGUUGGCUGGCCAAGAGCCUUGGCAAGUUGGGGAUUUAGGGGGAGAGGACAAUCCAGGAAAAAUGUUGUAUCUUAGGGCGCAAGAUGCGCGACGGAUGGGGGUGACGGUGGAU